This is a messenger RNA of Phymastichus coffea, 6019 nucleotides long. Its product is annotated as myelin regulatory factor-like. The record is from RefSeq and is a predicted model, not a curated record. Gene Ontology annotation, biological process: protein autoprocessing; positive regulation of DNA-templated transcription. The coding region runs from base 571 to 4338 and encodes 1255 amino acids. Lineage: Eukaryota; Metazoa; Arthropoda; Insecta; Hymenoptera; Eulophidae. The transcript is spliced from 19 exons. Gene Ontology annotation, molecular function: sequence-specific DNA binding; DNA-binding transcription factor activity. Gene Ontology annotation, cellular component: endoplasmic reticulum membrane; nucleus.
AACGCGCCGCCCGGAGAAGGCGCAUCGCGACCACCUCGCGCGCGAGAAAGGAGAAGAGGUCAGUGGUCAGUGGCGGAUCGGCUGGCAUUGGCAGCCACGACGAGCGCUGGUGCACGCGUUUUCGACGGACGGAGGUGCAUUCGGACGGUACGUCGUAUCCGUUGGCUCCGCGCGCGCGACACUCAGCGAGUCCGUGUGCGUGCGCGUGUUCGUGUGUAUUGCUCUUGCUCGGAGGAUCACGUGAUCAUCCUCCAGUUCUCGGCGGCUGGCUCUCGUGCACAGUGCGGCAGCGGCAGCAGCAGCGGCGGCAGCAGCAGCAGCGGCGGCAGCAGCAGCACGCCAGUGCCAGUAGUCGACUCUGACUCGGCCGCGCUCUGUCCCUGGUGCGCGUUGUUCGCUUUGUUUUGUUGUUGCGUGUGAAGCUUCGCGGUCCGUCGCUCGCGCAGCGUCUCUCGAGAGAUGCGGCGCUCGAGGCGCGCAGCCACGCGCGCGGCAACCUGUCACCACUAGCCUCGCCGAGCGCGACAGCAAUCGCCAACGCAGCUGCAUUCGAAGGACCACCUCGGAGACAUGGACGUGAUUGGCGACGGCGACGAGCAAACCCUCCAGGCGAUUCUCGGAAGGGGCGAUUUCGUCGCUGGAAUAGACAACGAGGCGCUGGACUUUUCGCAACUGGAAGAUUUCAUCAACAGCGACAGCGAGCAGCCAGCCACCUACUUCGCGGACACUUUGUCGCACAACGAGAACAGCCCUCCAGCGGGUCAUGGCGCGCAGCAGCAGCAGCAGCAGCAGCAGCAGCAAGCACAGCAGCAGCUUCCGGCGAGGUUGCCCUCGCCGAUCGCGCAAAUUCAUCCCACGGCCACGGCCACCUGCGGUGCUCCAGUCGGCGCCAGCUACAAGGACCCACAGUCUUACAUGCUUCCCUUUUGUUAUAUCCGCGAGGCACAGGUACAGUCCGACAUCUCGGACGUCAUCCAACUACCCACCUCCGAACAUGGCCUGCCCGACAGUCCGCCGGACAGCGGCAGCGAGCCGCCGUAUUCUCCACCCGGGCAUCACGACGCUCGCCACGUUCACUCCCCGCAUCAGAAAGGCAGCAACCUGGCGGUGGCGGCGGCGGCGGCAGACGUGUUGCUGCAGCAGCAACAGCAUCAUCAUCAGCAGCAGCAGCAGCAGCAGCAGCAGCAGCAGCAAGCCAACGCGGUGAGCUACGCUCCGACGGCUACGCUGCUCCCGCCGUCUCAUCGGGGCUUGAACGGCGCGCAAGACUCGUUGCUACUGUCGCACCCGGUGUUGACGCCUCUGCUCACGGCCUCGGCGACGUUGCAGCAGCAGCAGCAGCCGUCGCAAGCGCAAGCGCCGUUACUCUCACUGUCCCACGAUCAGCAGCAACAGCAGCCGCAACAGCAGCAGCAGCAGCAGCAACAGAGCGCCAACGGCAUCACGACGUUGUACACAUCCCUGCAGCCCGCUCCGAAGAAGCGAAAGCACAGUCAGGAUGGCCUUGUACACGUCAAGCAGGUAUAUAACGAGCCGGAGCUGGGAACGGUGGAGCACAGCUGCAGCAGCAGCAGCAGCACGGGCCUGGACAACGAGGACGCCAACGCCGACAACAACUACUCGGACGCCAGUUACCAGUGCAUCCGCUUCCAUCCGUUCCAGCAGACCUCGUGGCACGCGCUCUGCGACCACAACCUGAAGGAGCUGCCGGUGCCGCAUUACCGAGUGGACGCCGACAAAGGCUUCAAUUUCAGCAACUCCGACGACGCCUUCGUUUGCCAGAAGAAGAAUCACUUUCAGAUCACUUGCCACGCGCAGCUGCAAGGCGAAGCCGUCUUCGUGAAAACCGGCGAGGGUCUGAAGAAGAUCAGCAGCUUCCAGCUGCACUUUUACGGCGUGAAGGUGGAGUCGCCCGCGCAGACGAUCCGAGUGGAGCAGAGUCAGAGCGACAGAAGCAAGAAGCCCUUUCACCCCGUCGUGAUCGAAAUGGGCGGCGAGCGCGUGACCAAAGUGACCGUCGGACGGCUGCACUUCAGCGAGACCACGAGCAACAACAUGAGGAAGAAGGGCAAGCCGAACCCCGACCAGAGGUACUUUUACUUGGUGGUCGGGCUGCACGCGCACACGGCCGAUCAAGCCAACUACCAGGUGGUCGCGCACGCCUCCGAGCGGAUCAUCGUGAGGGCGAGCAACCCCGGGCAGUUCGAGUCGGAGGGCAGCACGGCGGGCACCGAGAGCACUUGGCAGCGCGGGGCGGCGCCGGACAGCGUCUACCACGCCGGCCGCGUGGGCAUCAACACCGACAGGCCGGACGAGGCGCUCGUGGUCCACGGCAACGUCAAGGUGACGGGCCACAUCGUGCAGCCGAGCGACGCCAGAGCCAAGCAGAACGUGCACGAGCUCGACACGCGCGAGCAGCUGCGCAACGUGCAGCAGCUGAGAGUGGUGCGCUACCGAUACGCCCCCGAGUUCGCGCAGCACUCCGGCCUGGGCGUCAGGACGCACGAGGACACGGGCGUCAUCGCUCAGGAGGUGCAGCAGAUCCUGCCCGAGGCCGUGCUGCCCGCCGGCGACAUCGUUCUGCCCAACGGCCAGAGAAUCGAGAACUUCUUGGUGGUCAACAAGGAGCGCAUUUUCAUGGAGAACAUUGGCGCCGUCAAGGAGCUCUGCAAAGUGACGGACAGUCUGGAGACGAGGAUAGAUCAACUGGAGAGGAUCAACAAACGACUGGCUAAGUUAAAGAGAGGCGAUAGUCUUAAGAGUUCGAUUAGUUCGGUAUCCAAUGUGUCGACCAGCAAAUACUCAUCGAUCAACGCCAAGUCUUCGUCGUCGUCGUCGUCGUCGUCGUCGUCGUCGUCGUCGUCGUCGUCAUCGUCGUCGUCGUCGUCAUCGUCGUCGCCGUCACCGCCGAGCAAAUCCAAGGACAGGGACGACGAGCUUCUAUGUAGCAAUAAAUUCAUACAGAUCAUCAUCGUCAUACUGAUUCUCAUCAUGGCAUUCUGUCUCGUGGCGAUGGCGACGCUUUACUUUUUGGAGUACCAGAAGCGUAGCAGCAUGGAGUGGACGGCGAUGGCAGGUAGCGGUAUCCUCGCAAUCGGUCCUUCCCACACAAACAUGCUCCAGUCAUCGUCGUCAUCGUUAUCGUCGUCGUUGUCGUCGUCUUCGUCAUCGUCGUCGUUGUCGUCGUCGCCGUCGUUGCCGUCGUCGAGCUACGACCCCAAGACGAACCCACUGUUCCGCAGCACAGCAUCGCCGUACACGAGGCACGGUACUCAUCCGAGUACCAUCACCGACCACAAGAAUCUCAAGAAUCUCAUGUCCACGCAGUCGCCCAAGCAACAUCUAUAUUCGCAGGAGAUUACGUGGUAUCCCAUGAGUCAUCACCCUGGCUCGCCGCCCAAAGUCGACAAGAAUGAGUUUCCGAGCAAUUGGCUGAGCAAAAAUGGACCUGGCGCAGUACCCAGUAACGUCGACGAAAACGAUCCGGGAACCUACGUAGACGCACCACCGACUACCAAGGGACCCGUUGCUUUGGGAAAACCAGCCGAAUGCUCGACGCAGUUUGCCGAGCUUGAAAGCCCCUGCCAGGUCUAUUGCUGCACUGCCGAGAUCCAUCAAUUAGAGAACCCGCAGAACGAGCCGCCCGCAGAAAAGAAAGCCAUGUCGGAGCACUUGGAGCAGCCGUUGAGCAUACACGAAGAGAAGCGCAAACUGAGCAAGGGCCUUCAGAAUGGCAUCAGCCCUUCGGAGCCCAGCACUCAAACACUCGUCAAAGAAAGCAACUACAAGUACCUGCACAAGCGGAACCGGCGCAGCGCGGGUAGUGCUAGCGACUGGGGCGAAGUGGCGAGUAACGCCGCCGGCUCGUUGCCGCCAGAGCCCAAGCCACAGCUCUUCGUCUCCGCCAAGAGCUUCAACGCUUCGCUGGAUCAGCGCUAUUGCUCGGUGGCAGCCCCGAACGCGCCCAACAACUUCAGCUGCAUCGUGCCUCUGUCCAAGUACAUGCCCGACACGCAGUUGGCGCUGCGCUUCGUUGGGAUGCCGUGGUACUGGCAAGUGGUUCAGCAGUGCACACCGCCGACGACAACCGGCCUCGACGAGGGGAUCAACUGCGGCUGGGGCUUCGCUAACGGCAAAGGCUCGCCGCAGGCGCACUUCACCGAGAACCCCAAUCAACCGGGCGACCAGUCUUUCCUCCUGGACGUUGCCAAUUACAUGCGAAAAACGCUGAGGUUCCGCGUGCCCAUUGUGCAACCGCAAGAAAAUAUUUGUAAGAACAGGCAAGCCGGCGAAUACAUCGAAUUCGUGCUGCAUUUCUAUCGCGAUUGCGAGGAAUAAGAAAGAGAUCGAGACAAAACGCUGCUGUGUACCCGCGAAACUCGAUUGAACAAAGAUCAACAUAGGAGGCAGGUAUCCGUAUCGCUACACCAUCAAGGUCAACAACUUUCAUUACAGAGUUCGUCUCUCUCACCGGUACAAAGUGGAGGUUUGGCUUUUCCUUCGUUCGUCUUCUUUUUUUUUCGCUGCGUAACCAGUAAUGCAAUAAUCAUUGUCAAUCAACUUGCCGCGCCGAACUCAAGGCAACUUUAACUACAGCGUCUCCUUUACAAUCAUUUGAAGAUGUGCAUGUUACGAAAAAAAAAGUCUUUGUUAAAAAGGCAACUGAUUUCCGUAACGAACUACACGAGAGAAGAUUUUUUUAUGCGCACGACUUGAUCAUUGGUUAGUGCAAUCUCUAUCUGAUAUUACUAUUAAGAUUACGCCUUAAAAGAAAAUUGAUAGUAAAAAAUAAUAUUGCAACUCUUAAAAAUUAUUCCAACGAUUGUGUACGAUAAUUGUCUUUCGGCACUAAAACUCGAGUUUUAAUACAUCAAUUUUUUAAGAUGCAAUAUUAGAUUAUUGAUGACGAUAAUGUUGUUAUAUAUACAAUGAGCGCAUUGUUUAUCUUGACUCUUUAUUAAUAAUGAAAUCUUCAACGUUCUUCUGUAGAGUUAUCAGAAUAAUUAUAGUUUUUAAAAAACUUACUCACAUUUUUACGAACAAAAUAAGAAAAGAAAGCUAUGUGUACGUUUCGCAAAACAAAAGAACAUUUUUAUAAUCGCUAAACAUAUCUCCAUUAAUCAUACUUUUGUAGUGCCUUUUCGUAACUGUACGAACAAUGAGGAAAAAGUAUUAUACAAUGUUUGAAGAAGUCUAAUUUAGCUUUAAAAGACUCGCGUAUUUUAUGAUUUUCAAAGAAAACUUUUAGUUAAGUCCUAGUGUUUAGUUUAUUUGAGAUUCAAAACCCCGUUGUUAAUAAUGAGUAAAGUUUAAGAUCAAAAUAAUUAUCAAGAAUUUAGAAAUUCCAAAUAAUUCUGAUAACUCCUUAGAUCAAUAAAAUUUACCUUUACUCGGAUCUAUAAAAAUAUAUCUUAAAGUAUACUUGUGUAGUUAAAAACUCAUUCAAAUCUAUAACGUUCUUUUUGUACAUAGUUCUCUAUAAUGUAUUUAUUGAUGCACGAUCUAUUGACAUAAAUUUCAUUCAUGACAUUGAAAAUGACUUGAAUUUUUAUUUAUAAGUAUAUCUUUAGUCAACAGAUAGUUAGUAGAGUAUAUUGAUAAAAAAGUAUUUAGCGCGAGGUUUACAAAUCUUAUAUUUUAAGUAAUUGUAAAUACAUCGUUUUAAAGUAUAAUGUGAAUUAAGUUUGGUCUACGUUUAGACGCUAUGCCACUGAUAUUACAUAUCUAUAAUAAACCUAGAGCAUUAAUGAAAUACGUUUUGUUCUUCAUACUUGUUUAUUUCAUGUUUUCAUUUUGGACUUUUUGUAAAAAGAAUUUAAGCAAUAUACCUUAUUGCAAUUUAUCGUUGUAGAAUUAAGCUUGAAAUCAGCGAAAAGUUGAACUGUUUGCACAUUUUUAUUGUCCGUUUAUGUACGUUACACGCAUUGAGAUAAUAAAUGUAAGUAAUUAUAUGACCAUAUUGACCAUUGUCCAUUGAUUUUCCCAAUAAUUUCUUUCAUAUAUCAAAUUUACCUACUUA